Beta vulgaris subsp. vulgaris (sugar beet) is the source of this 1356-nucleotide messenger RNA. RefSeq lists its product as uncharacterized. The transcript is spliced from 8 exons. The record is from RefSeq and is a predicted model, not a curated record. Gene Ontology annotation, biological process: protein dephosphorylation. The coding region runs from base 165 to 923 and encodes 252 amino acids. Gene Ontology annotation, molecular function: protein phosphatase regulator activity. Gene Ontology annotation, cellular component: nucleus; cytoplasm; protein phosphatase 4 complex. NCBI's taxonomy places the organism in Eukaryota, Viridiplantae, Streptophyta, Magnoliopsida, Caryophyllales, Amaranthaceae.
UACUGCUCAUUAACACCCAAGUCGUAGCGUGGUAAAUCCACCCCUCCCUUCCCCUUUUCCAAUUUCUAAUUCCAGUUUCACCCACUCACUACUUCAAACAUCCGCUUUUUCCAAGUCCAACAAAAUCAAAGUCUCUCUCUUUUCUGAAAGUAAGCUCUGGUAUAAUGGAGGUACCACCAAUCGAAAAUGCUGAGCCCACACCGAAUUCCUCCGAUGUUGAGGUGCCUCAUGUUCAAGAUGACCCAGUUCCUCAAUUUUCAGAUGCUAAUGGAGCUGGUAAAUGUGAUCAUAAGCUUUCUGCAGAAGAGACGAAGGGGGUAUUGGAGAUCAUAGCUUCAACAGGAAACUUUUGGCAUGACUGGGAUGAGCUUAAAAGCAUGCUUUUGUUUCAGCUGAAGCAGGUUGUUGCGGAAUAUCCAGAAGCAAGAAAUUCUGACGAUCAACUAAAUGCUUCUUUGGGGGCGUAUCCACAGUUGGUGAAAAGUCUGGAGGAUGCUCUUUUUAGUUUUAUAGAAGGACCACCAUUCACAUUGCAAAGACUUUGCGAGAUUUUACUGAGUGCGCGGACUAUCUACCCAAAUCUGUCGAAACUUGCUCUGGCACUAGAAAAAAAUCUGUUGGUGACAAGUACUUUGACGAAAACUACAGAUCCAUAUCCUCCCUCAAUUGCCCAAGUAGCAGAUGACUCAAGAGAGCAGGUUCAGGAUGCCCAGCCUCUGCCUCAGCCACCGUCUCAAUCUCCUCAUCCUCCACACUCUAAUUCAGUAGAAAAUGGUGGGGAAUCAAUGAUGGGAGACAGGGAUGAAGUAAUGUCAGAAGUAGAUGCUGUUGUGGAUGAUGGUAUGACCAUUGACAUGGAAACCUUUGAAGAGAUCAUCAGCUCAUCAGAGGCAAAUCCAGAACCCAACAAUGCUUUGUCUUAGUGCGAGCCCAUGUAACUGUUGAAGGGUUUAUGCUCAAGGAACAGUAGCUAAUGUGUCCUGUGAGAUAGGAAUUCAUCUAUUGUUUGGCCAUUCCAGUGAGUUGGUAGUUAACAUGCUUGAUUUUGAAACAUAUUACGCUGUAUUUUUGCUUUGGCCUUUUGGAAAUUUCAAGGUUGAUUCAUGAGGCAGCAAAAAAAAUUAGGGGACUGCACGAUCAUGUAUUUUUAGAUCUUAAAGCAUUGGUGAUUUUAUCACCAAACAAAAUAUUCGCGUUGUAUGUAACGUGAAAACUAUUCCACCAUAUUAAGAGAGCUAAGUGAACCACUAGACACUCUGUCUAAGCAAUUUUAACAGUCUAUUGCGAUUGGUCUGUGGCAUUGUGCAAUUGUUCACCUUUAUAACUCAAGGCUAUGAGAACAUGUCAUUUUCCGAA